Messenger RNA from Closterium sp. NIES-65, 1995 nucleotides. Lineage: Eukaryota; Viridiplantae; Streptophyta; Zygnematophyceae; Desmidiales; Closteriaceae. The record is from the annotation of a GenBank genome assembly.
AUGAAGUCCGCCAAUGAUUCCCCCGGUAACACACCUCCAACCACCCGAAUCGCCUCUUCCUCCCUCCAUCUCUCCUGGGAACCCCCAUCUCUACCCUCUCUUCCUCUCUCUCCAUUCCUCACUACCUUGCUCUCUUCCCCAUGUCCAUCCGCGGUUAUCAUGCACCCCUCUCAGGAGAGAGGGGUAAGGACCGAGGUCCCUCCCUUAAAACCUAUUCUCCUGUCCCUCUCCGGCUUCCCCCCUCCCUCCUUCCUGCUUCCCCCCUCCCUCCUUCCUGCUUCCCCCCUCCCUCCUUCCUGCUUCCCCCCUCCCUCCUUCCUGCUUCCCCCCUCCCUCCUUCCUGCUUCCCCCCUCCCUCCUUCCUGCUUCCCCCCUCCCUCCUUCCUGCUUCCCCCCUCCCUCCUUCCUGCUUCCCCCCUCCCUCCUUCCUGCUUCCCCCCUCCCUCCUUCCUGCUUCCCCCCUCCCUCCUCCCUGCUUCCCCCCUCCCUCCUCCCUGCUUCCCCCCUCCCUCCGCUCUGCUUCCCCCCUCCCUCCUCCUCCCUGCUUCCCCUUCCCCCCUCCCUCCUCCCUGCUUCCGCCCUCCCUCCGCCCUGCUUCCCCCCUCCAUCCCCCCUUACUUCCCCCCUCCCUCCGCUCUGCUUCCCCCCUCCCUCCGCCCUGCUUCCCCCCUCCCUCCCCCCUACAUCCCCCCUCCCUCCGCCCUGCUUCCCCCCUCCCUCCUCCCUGCUUCCGCCAUCCCUCCGCCCUGCUUCCCCCCUCCCUCUUCCCUGCUUCCGCCAUCCCUCCGCCCUGCUUCCCCCCUCCUUCCUCCCUGCUUCCCCCCUCCCUAUGCCCUGCUUCCCCGCUCCUUAUGCCCUGCUUCCCCCCUCCUUCCUCCCUGCUUCCCCCCUCCCUAUGCCCUGCUUCCCCCCUCCCUAUGCCCUGCUUCCCCCCACCAUCAGAGAGGUGAGCGCCACACGCCAGGUGAGCCUUCACCUUCUUCAUAUGCCCCUCUUCUCCCUCUAUCUCACCUCUUUCCUGUCCCUCUCAUGAACCCCUCAUCUCUCGUGCAUGCCCUGCUUCCCCCCUCCCUCCGCCAUGCUUCCCCACUCCCUCCGCCCUGCUUCCCCCCUCCCUCCGCCCUGCUCCCCCCCUCCCUAUGCCCUGCUUCCCCCCUCCCUCCGCCAUGCUUCCCCACUCCCUCCGCCCUGCUUACUCCUCCCUCCGCCCUGCUCCCCCCCUCCCUAUGCCCUGCUUCCCCCCUCCCUCCGCCAUGCUUCCCCACUCCCUCCGCCCUGCUUCCCCCCUCCCUCUGCCCUGCUUCCCCCCUCCCUAUGCCCUGCUUCCCCCCUCCCUCCGCCCUGCUUCCCCCCUCCCUAUGCCAUGCUUGCCCCCUCCCUAUGCCCUGCUUCCCCACCCCCUCCGCCCUGCUUCUCCCCUCCCUAUGCCCUGCUUCCCCGCUCCCUAUGCCCUGCUUCCCCGCUCCCUAUGCCCUGCUUCCCCCCUCCCUCUGCCCUGCUUCCCCCCUCCCUCCGCCCUGCUUCCCCCCUCCCUAUGUCCUUCUUCCCCCCUCCCUCUGCCCUGCUUCCCCCCUCCCUCUGCCCUGCUUCCCCCCUCCGAGAUGCGCACCUUGGCGCGCUACACGGGUGGGCAGGUGCACCAUGGCGCGCUACACAGGUGGGCAGGUGGGCAGUAAAGAGGGGGUUAGCGAUUGGGACCAGCCGAGGAGCCAGAUUGUGAGGAACUUGAUGCAGGGGACAGCAUGGAAAUCCGUGACUGGAACGUUGCACACACGGCGCAGAAAAGACGGGCGUGUGCGGUAUGGGGAUUUGAAAAAGGGGGUGUUGGGGGCAGGGAUUGAUGGGCCGUUAGGUGAUAUUUUCCCACAAGCCAGGUCUAUCCUCUCCCUGCUCAUGUGCCCCUCCCCGACCCUGCUUUGCUUCUUCUUUGCCUCUUCCCCCAUCCUGCUCCUGCUCCCCCCUUCCCACAUCCUCCCUGCCAGGAGGACGACCUAG